Molecule: messenger RNA, 1774 nt
Organism: Elaeis guineensis (African oil palm)
Lineage: Eukaryota; Viridiplantae; Streptophyta; Magnoliopsida; Arecales; Arecaceae
Cellular component (GO): mitochondrion
Source: RefSeq, a predicted model, not a curated record
UCUUCCAUGGACAAGGAUGGCCUGAAAUCAUGUGAAGCUUCGUACCGAUUGAUUAGCGUUUUGUCUUACCUGUUAACUUAUCUAAGCAGGUCGUUGUAGUGUGGGCCUAUGCAUGUGCUUGUGGUACAGAUUAUAUGUAAUAUGUUGCUGCUGGCACGUUACCAUCGGAUUGUGGGAUCUUUGGGCAAUCCAGACAGCACUUGAGAAGUGCCAUGGCUCCUACGUCGUUUCGGGGGCGGCGGCUUCGGUCAUCACUGCUUCCUCCUGCGCUGUUUGGCCUAGUCGACCUCCCCAUCCCUCUGCAUCCUCAAUUCUCUCGCUCGCUACCGAGCCCUUCGUCCCCCACUCCAUCAGAAAUCCAUUUAUCCCCUUCUUGCACCCCUAGACCCAGGAAAUCUUUGGCAGUUUUCAUUAGUCAACGGACAAUUCGCCGGUGUCUUGUGACUGAUCAAUUUCGGUGGGUCGACCGUCUGGGCCUUAUUAGGUCCGGAUGUGUUGGGCCCUCCCUAAUGAGGAUGUAAAAAAACAAGAAAAACUCGAUGAAGCCGCCUACCCUAAAUAGCGAGGCCAAUUCUUGUUGUUCUUCAGCCGACCACCGCCUUCUUCCCCAUGAUCUCCGGCGUUGGCGAAUCGAGGGCUGUCAGCUUCGGCACUGGUUAGCAUCAGCACUGGCUACAACGAACAUUUCCACUCUCUCGUCCUGGCCGUCUUUCUUCCCCGGCUCCAGCGAGAGGCCAAAACAUACGCCCCUCUCUCUCCGCGUUUAUCAUCGGUCCACAUUGUGUAAAUAGUUGAAAGAAAGAUGGCUUUAGCUGGAGUUUUGCGGAACGGCAUUCGCCCCUUGCCAGUUCGAUGUUUCCUACGGCUUUCACUCCCACUAUCUGGAAAGGUAUUCACUCCUUUCCCUGUUGCUCCUACCGGCGGAAUUCGCCCAACAUUUUUCUCCGAUGUGCACCGGGGUUUGUCUUUGGAAAGAUUUUUUUCGACUUGUACAGCAGGUGCAGUUUUUAGCAGCUUGACUGAUUACCGGUUCCCGAAGAGAAGGCCGGGAACAAAGCCUCGACGGAAAAGAAGCGGCCUCAGACCUCCAGGCCCUUAUGCUUGGGUUCAGUAUGUUCCCGGAGAACCAAUACCUAGAAGUCGACCCAAUGAAGGAAGCAUUCAGGGAAGGAAGCAAAAGAAGCGCAUCAAGCAAAGGAAGGCAUUUAUAUUGUCUGAGAAAAAGAAACGCAAAGCUCAGUGGGCAGAGGCUAGGAAGAAGAGGGACAUGAAGAGGAUUGGGAGGAAGAUGGCUGCAGUGGCAAGGGAGAAGGCUUGGGCUCAAAGGUUGAUAGAAUUGCUGCAGCUUGAAGAAGCAAAAAGACCAAUGGCUGGAUAACAACUUGCCUUUGGAGCCUGACUUUGAUAAGAGAGGUGCUCGUCAGGUUGGUAUUUCUGUUGAAUGUUUGAAGAUUCUGCAGUAUUCUCAGAAGUUGUGGGCGAGCAAGUGUUGAUUAUGAUACUCUGGUGUAGGUUAGAUUACAUUUUUCACAUUUCCAAGAAUAAGGGGAGUGAGAGAAGGAGCUCUUUGUCUAUCCGCCUGCUAAAUGGAAACCUAACGUUUCCUCGUGUAGUUUCACAAUAUUGGCAAUUGGAUGUUUGAGAGCGAAAUUUUGCAGUUCUUUGGUUAUUACACAGUGAGACAACUGUACUCCAUUCUUUUGUGAAGACUGAAGAAAUCUCACGGGGGAAUUAUAAGUAACAUGCUCUGAAGAAAGCAGGGUUUUUCUUGGUU